UACGUUCGUCGAAACAUCGGUUGUCUCAGAGUUGCUCCGGAUACUCCGCAUUGACCCAGGCGUAUUUGCCGACGCCGGAAUUGCCGGGACCGGCGGAUACAUGCUGUUAGCCCGCGAUGCGUUGCGCGAUGCAGUGCCUGGGAGAGCGAGUCGAGCUCCAUCUCGACGGCCGUGUCCGCGGCCAGUGCUGCCAUUUCAAUCACCGACAUGCGGGGCUUCUGCCGGAGCCUGCCGUCCAUGCUGUGCGGCCGGCGUGCCGUCCGAGUUCUCUCCCCACGACACGCGCCGCCCGGUCUGCAGCGCCUGUGCCUGCGAUUUGGUGCGCUUGUGCUUGCUCUCGUGCGCCUCGGCCGACGUGUCCGAGCCCUGUGUCGAUUUUGUGGUACUCUUGCGUGUAAGGGUGCGCGACAGACGCCUGCUCUCAGACUGCGGCACCAGGAGCGCUGGUUCGCCGGUGCCGCGAUAGGUUCAUCUGCGCUGUCCCACGUGCAAUGUCGCGAUUGCCGUCGAGGAUGAGGCUGGGGCUGGCAAAAGAGCUGGCCAAACGAAUACUACAGAGCAGUGGCGCGCAUGCCAAAGCGCAAUGGGAAAUUAGCGUGCGUGGGUGGGGGCGGCAAUCCAAUUGCCGGCAAUAAAAAAAACCAUACCGCAUGCUAUCAAAAAUAGUAGCAGAAUGCGCUCGGAUC
Messenger RNA from Linderina pennispora, 686 nucleotides. RefSeq lists its product as uncharacterized. NCBI's taxonomy places the organism in Eukaryota, Fungi, Kickxellomycota, Kickxellomycetes, Kickxellales, Kickxellaceae. The transcript has a single exon. The record is from RefSeq and is a predicted model, not a curated record. The coding region runs from base 101 to 466 and encodes 121 amino acids.